AAAAAUAUUCAUGCCAACUGCAAAAUCUUGGAUGCUUACUUGCAAGAAGCCAUGUCAAAAGAUCUGGAAUCACUACCAAAUAUUCUACAAAAGAAGUAUGCAUUGAUCCGUGAUCUGGACAAAAGUUUGCAAGAAAUUGUGAGACAAAAUGAACAACAUUGUGAACAAGAAAUAGAAGAUAUCAAGAAUGGUGUCAGGGCUGGAAAUAUUACACCAGAUACUUCACUUAUUAGAUUCUCAGAUGAAGCACUAGAUGAGCAAAAGCAUAGCAUCAGGAUUGCAGAUGAAAAAGUAGCCUUGGCUGUUCAAGCUUAUGAUUUGGUAGAUACACACAUACAACAGCUUGAUCAAUAUUUGAAAAGAUUUGAUGAAGAGCUCCGGCGUGAAAGAGAGAAUGCUGCUGCUGUUUUGCCUGCUACAAGUCUUGAUGGCAGUGCGAAAUCUGGAAGAAGUAGUGAAGGUGGAAGAGGGGGGCGUAAAAAAACACGGCUGGCAACAGCAACAGCAGCAGCGGCAGCAGCAACAGAAGUAGCAGCAGCAGCAGCUGCUGCUAAUCCAACUGGCAUGGAGCUAGAUUUACCAGUGGAUCCAAAUGAGCCCACAUACUGUUUCUGCAACCAAGUCAGCUUUGGUGAGAUGGUAGAUACACACAUACAACAGCUUGAUCAACAUUUGAAAAGAUUUGAUGAAGAGCUCCGGCGUGAAAGAGAGAAUGCUGUUGGUGCUGUUUUGCCUGCUACAAGUCUUGAUGGCAGUGCGAAAUCUGGAAGAAGUAGUGAAGGUGGAAGAGGAGGGCGUAAAAAAACACGGCUGGCAACAGCAAUGGCAGCAGCGGCAGCAGCAACAGAAGUAGCAACAGCUGUUGUUGGUGCUAAUUCAACUGGCAUGGAGCUAGAUUUACCAGUGGAUCCAAAUGAGCCCACAUACUGUUUCUGCAACCAAGUCAGCUUUGGUGAGAUGGUGGCAUGUGAUAACCCUGAUUGCAAGAUAGAAUGGUUUCAUUUUGGAUGUGUUGGUCUUAAAGAACAACUAAAAGGAAAAUGGUAUUGUUCAGACUGUGCUGCUGCAAAAAAUCGCCGAAAAAGCAGAUGAUGAUGAAUUUUUAUUUAUACAACCUUGAUGUCGAAGUUUAUAUUUUGCAAUGACUGGUAUGUUGUCAACUUUUAUCAUAUCGUUGUGUGUUAUUUCAUGUUUCAGGAACUUCUAUGGGUGUAUUUAAGAUGUGUUAGUAUUUCAAUGGUAUACUUGUAUGACUUAUUUAAAAGAAUUUUGCAGGAAGAUUAGGAUACUCCUUCAGUAAAUAAAAUUAUGUUUCUUCC
Molecule: messenger RNA, 1319 nt
Organism: Rubroshorea leprosula
Lineage: Eukaryota; Viridiplantae; Streptophyta; Magnoliopsida; Malvales; Dipterocarpaceae
Source: the annotation of a GenBank genome assembly